Molecule: messenger RNA, 770 nt
Organism: Prosopis cineraria
Lineage: Eukaryota; Viridiplantae; Streptophyta; Magnoliopsida; Fabales; Fabaceae
Product: norbelladine synthase-like
Exons: 2
Coding region: 121-612 (163 amino acids)
Biological process (GO): abscisic acid-activated signaling pathway; defense response
Cellular component (GO): cytoplasm; nucleus
Molecular function (GO): signaling receptor activity; protein phosphatase inhibitor activity; abscisic acid binding
Source: RefSeq, a predicted model, not a curated record
UAUUCGGCCUUCAUUAUAAACAUAUAAACUAUAUCAGAUUCAGAAGCAUCCCAAAGAAACAUAAAAGAAGCAUUCAUCUUUUGGAUCAGAAGAAGCUAUUCAAUCCAGAAAAUCAAAGAUAUGUCUGGGAAAUUUGAGCAUGAGCUAGAGCUGGACGUGCCGGCAAGCACGGCGUGGGAUCUCUUCGGUACGAUUCGGAUUGGAGAAUUUGUUCAGAAAGAGAUGCCAAGUUUGUUUCAGAAGGUAGAGCUUGUUGAAGGUGAUGGAGGAGUUGGAACUAUCCUCAAAUUAACAUUUGCACCUGGUACACCAGGGCCAGCAUUUUACAAAGAGAAGUUCACGAAGAUAGACAAUGAGAAUAGGAUCAAAGAAACUGAAGUAGUCGAAGGAGGGUAUUUGGAGCUAGGGUUUACUCUGUUUAGGGUUCGGUUUGAAGUGACAGAGAAAGGCGAAGAUUCGAGCAUUGUCAAAUCUACAGUUGAGUAUGAACUUAAGGAAGAUGCUUUGGCCAAUGCCCCUAUUGCUUCCAAUGCAAUUCAAUCUCUAGCCAGCAUUGCUCAAAUGGCCAAACUUCAUCUCAACAAAAACAAGCUUGCUAAUCAACCCAACUGAUUAGUCCUCUAUGUUUUAUGGUUUGACUCAAAAUAUUUUUGAUAAUUAUCUUUUGAUGACUUAAAAAUGUCGUAAUCUACUAUAUAUAAUGUAAUUAAUUGUGUGGAAAUUACGUAAUGGAAUAGUUAAAUAAUAGUCCAAGUUUGUGGUUGUGCUUU